Molecule: messenger RNA, 957 nt
Organism: Sorex araneus (European shrew)
Lineage: Eukaryota; Metazoa; Chordata; Mammalia; Eulipotyphla; Soricidae
Product: olfactory receptor 13C7-like
Exons: 1
Coding region: 1-957 (318 amino acids)
Biological process (GO): G protein-coupled receptor signaling pathway
Cellular component (GO): membrane
Molecular function (GO): olfactory receptor activity; G protein-coupled receptor activity
Source: RefSeq, a predicted model, not a curated record
AUGGAAGUGACCAACCAAUCCACCAUGACUGGAUUUGUCUUGCUGGGCUUAUCAGAUCACCCAAAGCUGGAGAAAAUGUUCUUUGUGCUCAUCCUGCUGAUGUAUCUGGUGAUCCUGUUGGGUAAUGGGGUCCUCAUCCUGGUGACCAUCCUUGACUCCCGCCUGCACACGCCCAUGUACUUCUUCCUGGGGAACCUCUCCUUCCUGGACAUCUGCUACACCACCUCUUCCAUUCCUCUAGUCCUAGAUGGCUUCCUGACACCCAGAAAAACAAUCUCUCUCUCAGGCUGUGCCCUGCAGAUGUUCCUUUCUUUUGCCAUGGGAGCUACAGAGUGUGUACUCUUGGGCAUGAUGGCUUUUGACCGCUAUGUGGCAAUCUGCAACCCCCUCAGGUACCCCGUGGUCAUGAGCAAGUCUGCUUAUGUGCCCAUGGCUGCUGGUUCCUGGGCAGCUGGUGGAGUCAACUCUUUGGUACAGAUUUCUCUUGCAGUCCAGUUACCCUUCUGUGGGGAAAACAUCAUCAACCACUUCACCUGUGAGAUCCUGGCAGUCCUGAAGUUAGCCUGUGCCGACAUCUCCAUCAAUGUCAUCAGCAUGGGAGUGGCCGAUGUGAUCUUCCUGGGAGUCCCGGUUCUGCUCAUCUUUGUCUCCUAUAUCUUCAUUCUUACCACCAUCCUAAGGAUCCCCUCAGCAGAGGGCCGGCGAAAAGCCUUCUCUACCUGCUCUGCACAUCUAACAGUGGUGGUCAUUUUCUAUGGAACUAUUCUAUUCAUGUAUGCAAAGCCCAAGUCUAAGGACCCACUAGGGGCUGAUAAGCAGGACAUUUCAGACAAGCUCAUCUCUCUUUUCUAUGGAGUACUCACCCCCAUGCUCAACCCCAUCAUCUACAGCCUGAGGAACAAGGAUGUGAAAGUGGCUAUGAAGAACCUGGUGAGCCAGAAGUGUUUGGCCCAAUGA